ACGGCGUCGAUGCUUCUGCAUCACCCGUAUUUACAGCUUUAUAAUAUUGCUUUUUCCCUUUGAUAUGGGAAACGGUGCAUAUUCUAGGACGGCUGCAUGAAUAGAGAGAAUCGUCUCGCUUUGCUUGGUCGGUGGCUGCCACUGGCAAUUGUCAAAGCAUCGGACAUGGACGCUUUCACGUGUCAUUUUGGACGCAAGUUCAAAGGUUGCCGACGAUCAUCUCCAAACAGCUCUGAGAUUGGACAAUACUCCAAUUGCAGCCCGGGAGGAAGGGAGGGACCAUUGGCAAAGCUCGAGUCUCUUCAAGACAAGAGUCAGUGCACGUGGCGAAAGCUGAUCAGACUGGCAGAUGGAAUCGUUAGGGACUAUGGGUUUUUAUCGAGGACGUGUGGAGGGUGUUAUGGAGGCCUCCAUUCUUGCAGAUACAUUCUGCUAGAUGACAUGUAUCAUAGUCUUAGGCCUAGAAACACCUUUCCACAAAUAGCAUUGUUUCUGUGAUUCUUUGUUUGCUUGGUGACUACUUCUAACACUGCAGUAGAUAGAGCCAACUUCGCUCACUCCUCAUCAGAGUCAAUGUGAGGUGUCAAGCCAGCUGCCUCUUCACUCGGCAAUUGUCGAGGAAACCAUCCAUACUCCGAAAAGUCCACCAGAAGUUCCCCCAAGCUCCCCGAAUUGACCGU
Mollisia scopiformis is the source of this 680-nucleotide messenger RNA. RefSeq lists its product as uncharacterized. NCBI's taxonomy places the organism in Eukaryota, Fungi, Ascomycota, Leotiomycetes, Helotiales, Mollisiaceae. The coding region runs from base 97 to 498 and encodes 133 amino acids. The record is from RefSeq and is a predicted model, not a curated record. The transcript is spliced from 2 exons.